AUGUCUUCGGGCGACGAGCAGUCGGGCGACGAGGAAGAGGCGGUCUCCCUGUUCCGUCCCUUCACCAAGGAGAGCCUGGCGGCGAUCGAGGCGAGGAUAGCCGAAGCGAGCGCUCGGAAAGCCGAGCGGGAGAGGCUGAAGGCCGAGGGCGAGAUCGGGCCGGACGGCAUCCCGGAGCACUACUCCAUCCCUCACCACGAAGACAGGUUGGAGCCGGACCCCGCCCUCGAAGUCGGCAUGCCGCUGCCCAGGAAUCUUGUGCCCGACUUCCCGCCACAACUCAUUGCCACGCCCAUCGAGGACCUCGACAAGUACUACGAGAACGAAAGGACGUUUAUGAUUAUAAGCAAAGGAAAGGAUAUCUUUCGAUUCAGUGCAACUGACAGUAUGUGGAUUCUUACCCCUUUCAACCCUGUGCGUCGUGUUGCCAUUUACAUCCUUGUCCAUCCUGCCUUCAGCUUUCUAGUUAUUGUUACUAUUCUUGUAAAUUGUGUGCUCAUGACAAUGCCUAGUAAUGAAACUAUUGAAAGUUCAGAAACAAUAUUUACAUCAAUAUACACUGUUGAAUCAUGCAUCAAAGUGGUAGCUAGGGGAUUUAUACUUGAAAAGUUCACAUAUCUUCGUGAUCCAUGGAAUUGGUUGGAUUUUAUAGUCAUUGCCUUAGCAUAUGUUACUAUGGGUGUAGAUUUAGGAAAUUUGAGUGCAUUAAGAACAUUUCGUGUGCUCAGAGCCUUAAAAACUGUAGCUAUAAUUCCAGGUCUCAAAACUAUUGUAGGAGCUGUUAUAGAAUCUGUCAAAAAUCUGAAGGAUGUUAUAAUCCUUACUUUAUUCUCUUUAUCAGUAUUUGCCUUAUUGGGUUUGCAGAUUUACAUGGGUGUAUUAACACAAAAAUGUGUUAUUAACCCAGAUCCUAGUCUUAAUUUAACGUGGGAAGAAUAUUAUGAUAAUUAUUCUCAUACUAAAGAAAACUGGUCUUUAGAAGACGGUAAUUAUAUUUUAUGCGGAAAUUCAUCAGGAGCAAGGCAAUGUCCAGAAAAUUCAACGUGUGUACAAGGAGUUGGUCCUAAUCCCAAUUACGGUUACACUUCAUUUGAUAGUUUUCCAUGGGCUCUUUUAUGUGCUUUUCGUUUAAUGACUCAAGAUUUUUGGGAAAGUUUGUAUCAAAUGGUGCUAAAAACUGCAGGUCCAUGGCACAUGUGUUUUUUUGUAGUGAUCAUCUUUUUGGGCUCAUUUUAUUUAGUGAAUCUGAUUUUAGCCAUUGUAGCAAUGUCAUAUGAUGAGUUACAAAAGAAGGCAGAAGAAGAGGAAGAAGCAAUUGCUGCUGAAGAAGCAGCAUUGCAGGCUGCUGCUGAUGCUGCUUUUAACUCUUAAUUCCAGGCUGAGCAGGAAGCAGCAUUAAAUGCGACGCCUCCAGAUGGCGCUGUCAAAAGCCCGUCUGGCUCCUCUUGUAGAUCCUACGAGUUGUUUGUUGGCCAAGAUAAAAUGACGGAUGAACGAGACAUGAAGGAAAGGGCUAGCAUCAAAAGUGAAAAUGGAGAAAGCUCAGAAUCAAGGUCACAUAUGAAUGGCAAAGUAAGGAAGAAAAAUAGAGCAUGUUAACUGAAAAAGGGUAAAUAUUCUCAAUUCUAGGCCAGCCUAAGUCUUCCUGGUUCUCCAUUUAAUAUUCGGCGUGCUAGCCGGGGAAGUCAGUACAGCGUGAGCUGGCGCAAUGGCCGUCGUUGUGGUGACAGAAAGCCCUUGGUCCUCAACACCUACAAAGAUGCUCAAGAGCACCUGCCAUAUGCUGAUGAUAGCAAAGCUGUAACCCCUAUGUCCGAGGAAGAUGGAGCCAUAGUUAUCCCUGUACAUUAUAACACAAAUUUAACAUCAAGGCAUUCCAGUUACACAUCUCAUCUAUCUAGAAUUUCAUACACUUCACAUGUGGAUGUAUAUAGCAAAGGUUUGACAAAGGAAGAUCAGCUGAGGUCACGCUCAAGGAUCCUACAAGGCCUCUGUUUUGAGGAUUCACCCGACUCUGAUGACUGUGGCUUGUCAAAAAAGACACAUGAUAGUCCAUUUUCUGAGCCUCAUAGACAGACAGUAGUUGACAUGAAAGAUUUAAUGGUAGUCAACGACAUUAUUGAACAAGCAGCAGGACGUCAGAGCAAGGAAAGUGAGAGAGAAAGAGAUGAAGUGGAAAAAAAGUUCAAGGAACGGCUCAAAGAAAAGUGUAUGACGAGUUGCUUGAAAUGUAUAGAGAUCUUCUGUGUGUGGGACUGUUGUGGAUGCUGGGUGCGCUUUCAAGAAAUUGUCUCACUAAUAGUCUUCGACCCCUUCAUGGAGCUCUUCAUCACCCUUUGUAUAGUAGUGAAUACCAUCUUCAUGGCCAUGGAUCAUCACGACAUGGAUCCUGCAUUUGAGAAAUUCCUGAAUUAUGGAAAUUAUUUCUUUACAGCUACUUUUGCAAUUGAAGCUGGCUUCAAACUAAUUACAUUAAGCCCAAAAUAUUAUUUCUGUGAAGGUUGGAAUAUAUUUGAUUUCAUCAUAGUAGCUCUAUCUCUAAUAGAGUUAGGCUUAGAAGGAGUUCAAGGUCUUUCAGUUCUCAGGUCUCUUCGUUUGUUGAGAGUGUUCAAGUUAGCAAAAUCUUGGCCAACUUUAAAUCUCCUAAUUUCUAUUAUGGGAAAAACCAUGGGUGCUUUAGGAAAUUUGACAUUUGUUUUGGGGAUCAUCAUCUUCAUUUUUGCUGUGAUGGGAAUGCAGUUAUUUGGAAAAAAUUAUGAUGAGAAGAAGCAUUUGUUUCCUAAUCAAGAAGUUCCAAAUUGGAAUUUUAAAGAUUUUAUGCAUUCUUUUAUGAUUGUUUUUCGAGUUUUAUGUGGUGAGUGGAUAGAAUCCAUGUGGGACUGCUUACUUGUUGGAGGUUGGACAUGCCUACCUUUUUUUCUAUCAACUGUUGUGAUCGGCAACCUUGUGGUACUGAACUUGUUCCUUGCCUUGUUGCUGUCAUCCUUUGGUGCCUCUAAUUUGUCUCAAGCUCCUUCAGAUACAGCAGAUACAAAGAAGCUUCAAGAAGCUAUAGAUCGUUUUUCUAGGGGUUUUCAUUGCGUUAAAAAUUUUUUACUACAAGCAGUAAAGACAUCAGAUUUAAGGGAAGAUAUUGUAGAACCCACAACAACAGGUGAGUUUGUUGCAGAUGGACAGGUGCCAAUGAUGGAAAAAUUUUCCAAACAUCAGACAGAUCUAGAAGUAGUUAUAGGAGAUGAAAUGGAAAUAGCUAUUCAAGGAAAUGGACAAGCGAUUCAGAUGAAGGAAUCUAAUAAUUCCAUGCGUCCAGCCAUGAAAGAAUCAAAUAAUUCAAUGCGUCCAACCAUGAAUUGUGUUCCACCUGGUACAAAGAUAGAAAAACCAACUCCCAAAACUACUUUGGAAAAUGAGCAGACUGCUAAUAAUAAAAUACAUCCCCUGGUUGAUGAUGAUAAAAGUAAAAUGUCGGAUGUUAUUCAGAAAGGCAGCUUAGUUGUGGCAAAAAUUCCAAAAGAAGGAAGUGACUUAUCCAUUGACAGCGGGGAAGAAAAGAAGGACAUCAGUAAGGAGGACUCUGGAAAUAUCGGGGACUUUGACGGUGAAGAAGGCUCAGGUAUCCGAGAUGAGAUGGACACGGAUAAAAUAGAUACAGCAACUGAAGACAUAAUCGUUGAAUAUCCAGCAGAUUGUUGUCCUGACUGUUGUUAUGUACGAUUUCCCUUCUGUAAAGGUGAAGACACUCCUAAUUGGAAUAAAUGGGAUGCGGCAAGGAAGAAAAGUUUUAUUCUUGUUGAACAUAAAUAUUUUGAAACAGUUAUUAUCACUAUGAUCCUCAUCAGUAGUUUGGCAUUAGCGGCUGAAGAUGUAAAUUUGAAAUAUAGAGUAUGGCUCAAGGAAUCAUUACAGUACAUGGAUAAAGCAUUCACUAUUCUUUUUCUUUUUGAGAUGUUGCUCAAAUGGUUAGCUUUUGGUUUUAAAAAAUAUUUUACAAAUGCUUGGUGCUGGCUUGACUUUGUCAUUGUUUUGGUUUCAGUGGUUAAUCUUGUAGCCGGUUUUCUUGGGGCUGCAAACAUUCAAGCCUUCAAGACGAUGCGUACACUUCGUGCUCUUCGGCCUUUAAGAGCUCUAUCGCGCUUCCAGGGGAUGAGGGUGGUAGUAAAUGCCUUGGUCCAAGCCAUCCCAGCCAUUUUCAACGUUCUCCUCGUGUGCCUCAUUUUUUGGUUAAUAUUUGCAAUCAUGGGUGUUCAAUUUAUGUCUGGGAAAUUUUUUUACUGUCGAGAUGAUGAUAAAGUGCGGGUAAAUGUAUCAGUGGCUGCCAACAAAUCAAUGUGUUUGGAGAAGAAUCUUACGUGGGCCAAUCCUAAAGUGAAUUUUGAUAAUGUGUUGAACUCUUAUCUAGCACUCUUCCAAGUGGCUACGUUUAAAGGAUGGAUUGAUAUAAUGAAUUCAGCCAUUGAUUCUACAGGCAUCGACCAACAGCCUGAAAGUGAAGUGAACAUUUAUAUGUAUCUAUACUUUGUUCUGUUCAUCAUUUUUGGCUCAUUUUUUACUCUUAAUCUGUUUAUUGGAGUGAUCAUAGAUAACUUUAACGAACAAAAAAGGAAGGCAGGGGGCUCUCUUGAGAUGUUCAUGACAGAAGAUCAAAAAAAAUAUUACAAUGCCAUGAAGAAAAUGGGUUCUAAAAAGCCUGCUAAAGCAAUACCCCGACCCCAAAUUAAAUUGCAAGCUGUAGUGUUUGAUUUGACCACCAAUAAAAAGUUUGAUAUGGCUAUCAUGAUAUUUAUUUGCCUCAAUAUGACUGUGAUGGCCAUGGACCACUACAAACCGACUGAUCUCUUUGAUACUAUCCUGGAGCGCCUCAAUAUUUUUUUCAUUGCCAUUUUCACUGCCGAAUGUGUGCUUAAAAUUUUUGCUCUGCGCAUGUAUUAUUUCAAGGAACCUUGGAAUGUUUUUGAUUUUGUAGUUGUUACUUUAUCUAUAUUAGGUAUUGUUCUUAAAGAUUUGAUUGCAAAAUAUUUCGUUUCCCCAACCCUUCUUCGAGUAGUGAGGGUAGUGAAAGUGGGACGAGUCCUACGAUUAGUCAAGGGUGCCAGAGGAAUCAGAACUUUGCUUUUUGCCCUUGCUAUGUCUCUUCCUGCCCUGUUCAAUAUUUGCCUUUUACUAUUUCUCGUCAUGUUCAUCUAUGCUAUAUUUGGCAUGUCAUUCUUCAUGCACGUGAAGCAUCAAGUUGGUGUUGAUGAGAAUUUCAACUUUGAGACUUUUGGUCAGUCGAUGAUCUUGCUGUUCCAGAUGUCAACAUCUGCAGGUUGGAGUGAUGUGUUGGCCGCCAUCAUGGAGGAAGACGAAUGUGAUCCUUAUGGAAAACCCGGUGACGAAUUCAAUGAGCCCGUGGAGCCCAACUGCGGGAGCAGGAACAUUGCAGUAGCUUAUUUAGUAUCAUACCUCAUUAUUAGCUUUUUAAUCAUUAUAAACAUGUACAUUGCUGUUAUAUUAGAGAAUUAUAGUCAGGCCACUGAAGAUGUUCAGGAAGGCUUGACGGACGAUGAUUACGAUAUGUACUAUGAGAUAUGGCAGAACUUCGAUCCAGACGGAACGCAGUUCAUUCGGUACUCGGCUCUAAGCACGUUCCUGGACACUUUAGAGGAACCUCUACAAAUUCCGAAGCCGAAUAAGUACAAAAUUAUUUUGAUGGAUAUUCCUAUCUGCGAAGGAGAUCUGGUUUUCUGUGUAGAUAUCCUUGAUGCUUUAACGAAAGACUUCUUUGCGAGGAAGGGGCAUGUUAUAGAGGAGACAGGAGACUUGGAAGCUGUUGUGCCCAAAGAGAGAGAGGGUUACAAGCCUAUUAGCAGCACAUUGUGGAGGCAGCGUGAGAUAUAUUGUGCUCGAGUCAUACAGCUCUCCUGGAGGAGGUAUAAGGGACAGCUAGGGGACGGUCCAAGACAGCAACAGACUGCCAUCGUAGUAGAGAGUGAUGGACACAUGACGAAGAAUGGCCACAAAGUUGUGAUCCAUUCUCGGUCUCCUAGCGUAACCAGCCGAUCGACUGACGUGUGAUAUUUGUAGAAACUGAAGUUGAAUAUUGGCAUUAUAAAUAUAUAACAAAGUUUGCUCUGCUUUGAGAGUGCUUGUUGGUGACUGCUAAGUAUAUCUGCUUCAAGCCUAUAUUUUUAUAUCCUUUGUGCAGAGGUUGUGUAGCAGUGCACGCGGUUUAUGUGCUAAUCUUCAGAGACUUGGGCUUUAAGUUUCAGAUAAAUUAUUUUACAUUAAGGUAUAUUUUCACAGAGUAUAAAUAUCCUUUAAAAGAAAAACUACAGCACAUUUAAGAUAGUUGUGAACCGCAUGAGAAUGAAAGUUUGAAA
Molecule: messenger RNA, 6359 nt
Organism: Uloborus diversus
Lineage: Eukaryota; Metazoa; Arthropoda; Arachnida; Araneae; Uloboridae
Product: sodium channel protein para-like
Exons: 29
Biological process (GO): membrane depolarization during action potential; neuronal action potential; sodium ion transmembrane transport
Cellular component (GO): voltage-gated sodium channel complex; plasma membrane
Molecular function (GO): voltage-gated sodium channel activity
Source: RefSeq, a predicted model, not a curated record